This is a messenger RNA of Anastrepha obliqua, 4596 nucleotides long. It is a transcript of the gene MED23, whose product is annotated as mediator of RNA polymerase II transcription subunit 23. The record is from RefSeq and is a predicted model, not a curated record. Gene Ontology annotation, cellular component: mediator complex; transcription regulator complex. The transcript is spliced from 22 exons. Gene Ontology annotation, biological process: regulation of transcription by RNA polymerase II; positive regulation of gene expression. The coding region runs from base 106 to 4572 and encodes 1488 amino acids. NCBI's taxonomy places the organism in Eukaryota, Metazoa, Arthropoda, Insecta, Diptera, Tephritidae.
UUACGUAGCCGGUCUACAGCUCUACAGGACGCUUUUUAUUGUUUUUCCUUAGAAAAAAUAUUUAUUUUAAUAGAACGACUAUUAAUUAUCUGAAACAAGAGAGAAAUGGACACGGAAAUAUUAGAAGCAGUCAACAGUUUCCUUAAAGUGGAGCCAAUUGAGGAAGCGUUUCUCAGUGUUAUUGUGUAUAAGUCGAAUGCCGAAGAGGACAAGGCGAGUUCUUUUACUGAAUGCAUUUUGCGUAAAUUCGAAGAUGUGCCUCAGGAUAACAAAGAGGGUUUGGUGAGGCAGUAUUUGCAACGUGCAGCAACAGCCACGAAUAUAUCACACCUUCGUGUGCUAAUGAAUACAUUAAGCAAACUGGCGGAGACACAUGCUAUAACAGCAAGAAUGCUGUGUGAUAAGAUUUUGCUUUGCGAUAGAUUAGUAUAUGAAAAUGCAAACUUUUGGGUCGAAAGUUUCAAAAUAAUUAAGCGCGUGCUAUCGCUUGUAGACUAUAAAGGAGUGCGCGAGAUAAUGAAGAUGUGUCGUGACAAGGCUCAAACCUUCCCCGUGAACAUAAACGUCUGUUUCUUACCACAGUUGCAGGCUUUGAGGGAUACGUUGAACUACAUAUUUGAUCGGAAUAACUGCUUACUGCCGGGUUACUUUAUUGCCAAUGAAAUAAUGAAGCCACCACCAUACCAUUGGACAAUUAAUAAAAUGAUGACUGAUUUCAUGGAGGAAUUCCGUAGAACCGCACAAAUGGUCUCUAUCAUUGGUCACUCGCAUAUGUUGCCUAUUGUUGAAUGCUUUGGCUAUGCGGAUCAUAUGAUGAAUUCUUGGAAAUUAGAUCCGAAUACAUUACGUUUCGUUUUUAAAGGUAAUCUGCCUUACGAUGCGGAUCUGCUAGAGGAGCAAACCAAACUUUUACGUUACGUGCUUGAUCAACCAUACUCCAAAGAAAUGGUAUCUGUCAUGAUGAGUUUGCAGAAGCAACAAAAGCAACGUUGCAAUGCCCUUGAAGAGCAAUUAGUGAAUUUGAUCAUAUCGGCAAUGGAAAUGACUGAGAGCAAUGACUCUAUGAUGGGCAGUAGUUUUAAUGUAUACGAAGAGCAAACUUCCAUGAACGAAUGGGUAUGGCUGCAUCUAUCGUCACAGCUUAUUUACUUUGUGCUUUUCCAGUUUGUAAGUUUCUCGCACAUAGUGACGGCAUUGUAUGAGAAGCUUUCCAAGAAGGAGUUGCGAAAGGGACGCGAUCAGCUUAUGUGGAUACUCUUGCAAUUCAUUUCUGGCAGCAUACAGAAAAAUCCAAUAGCGAAUUUUCUACCUACAUUCAAACUAUUUGACUUGCUUUACCCCGAGCAGGAGCCUUUAAAAUUACCAGAUUGCACGAAAUCCUCAUUAUUGCGUCAGAUGGCGCCCAUAUGCAUUUGGAUACACCUGAUGAAAAAAGCUAGGCUGGAAAAUAUGAAUAUCAACAGACCCUUGCCAAUUGCAUUGAAAAACCAUCAUGAUUUUCUACAACACCUAGUUAUGCCGAACACAAUGAUGUCUAUGAAUUUGGGCAAUGAUUUUCGUAUUAUACUUAUUUGUAAUGCAUAUUCAACUAAUCAAGAGUAUUUUUCACGUCCAAUGAAUAUACUAACCGAGGCGUUAAAUGGCAAUGCCAAAACUGCAGCGGGUGGUCAAGUACCCUCGGCGCCAUUCUCUAUGGUGGUUUUGGAUAGCUUGACUGUGCACAGCAAAAUGUCGCUCAUACACAGUUUUUUUACGCAAAUGAUUAAACAAGCGCAGGCAAAGAGCUCCAUACCAGCGCCGGCUUUAGUCGAAACCUAUGCACGGUUGCUCGUUUACACUGAAAUCGAAUCUUUGGGCAUUAAAGGGUUCUUGCAACAAUUACUACCCGCUGUAUUCAAACACCAAGCCUGGGGUAUACUGCAUACGCUGCUGGAAAUGUUCCUAUAUCGCUUACAUCACAUACCAACACAAUACCGUUUACAGCUACUUUCGCACUGUACGGUCGUUUCGCCGCAAACCAACAAAAUGCAGCUAAAUUUGUGCUUUGAGUCGACGGCUUUGCGCCUUAUCACUGGCUUGGGCUCAGUUGAAAUGCAGCCGCAAAUGUCGCGUUAUUUCAGUGAGAAGCCACCUGGUUCUGUGGCGUCGAGCGAAAGUGAAGAACUGAAUCGCGUGCUUAUACUAACGCUGGCAAGAUCAAUGCACAUGACUGGGCUAGGCGAUGAACUGCAGCCUUGGUGCAAAGAGCUGCUCAGUAUUAUUAUGCAAAACACGCCACAUUCUUGGGCCUCACAUUCUCUAGCCUGUUUCCCGCCUGCGUUGAACGAAUUUUUCGUGCAAAAUAAUCAUCCCUUAGAGAAUAAACAACUACUUAAAAAGUCAGUGGAGGAAGAAUAUCGUAACUGGACCUCAAUGUCGAAUGACAACGAUAUCAUGAAUCAUUUUAUACGGCCCAGUACCAACCCACUCUUCCUUUGCCUGCUCUUCAAAAUGAUUUGGGAAACUGAAAACGUCAGUCCGGUGGCAUACAAAAUCUUGGAGGGGAUUAGCGCACGUGCAUUAUCAGCACAUUUACGCAAGUUAUGCGACUACUUAGUCGGUGAAGUGGCCAAUAGUAAUGGCAAAGAUUUCAUACACAAAUGUGUGGACACCAUCAACAAUAUGAUUUGGAAAUACAAUAUCGUAACAAUUGAUCGUGUUGUACUGUGCUUGGCAUUGCGCACGCAAGAGGGCAAUGAGGCACAGGUGUGCUUCCUCAUAAUACAAUUGCUGCUAUUGAAGACAUCGGAGUUGCGUAAUCGCAUACAGGAGUUUUGCAAAGAGAAUCAUCCCGAUCAUUGGAAGCAAAAUAAUUGGCAUGAGAAACACUUGUCAUUUCAUCAGAAGUACCCCGAAAAAUUCGCGCCUGACGAAUCGGCCUCACAUCCACCAUUGCCCGUAUAUUUCUCAAAUGUUUGUCUAAGAUUUUUGCCAGUAUUGGACAUUGUUGUGCAUCGCUUUAUUGAACUGCCCAUACAACAUGUGCACCAAAUAUGUGAAGUGAUAUUGGAUCAUCUAAGUAUUUUGUACAAAUUUCAUGAUCGCCCCAUUACAUAUUUAUACAACACAUUGCAUUUCUAUGAACGUAUUUUGCGUGAACGACCAUCGUUAAAAAAGAAAUUGGUCAGCGCCAUUACUGGUGCCUUUUGCGACAUACGUCCGCCGAAUUGGUGUGUUAGUGAACCAUACAAGAUAUUUAUGCAAAAUCAGGAGUUGCUGUGGAAUCCAGAACUAAAUUACUAUAUCAACUUGGUGCGGCGUCUUUCUGAUACGAUAACGGGCAAAAAUCUCUUCUUCAAUACCGAUUGGCGUUUCAAUGAGUUCCCCAAUGCACCAGCCCAUGCGCUGUAUGUCACUUGUGUCGAGCUGCUUAGUUUGCCAAUCGCACCGUCGAUUGUGGCAAACAAUGUUGUAGAUGUCAUUGUCAAGGGUUAUUCGUUGAUACCUCAAAAGGAGAUACAUAACUACAUCAAUGCGGUGGGUAUUAUAUUAGCCGCACUACCCGAGACACACUGGAGUGUUAUCUAUGAUCGUUUGCAAGACGCAUUAAAUGCGCCUAAAAUGGUGAAAUGGAACUACCGUUUUUCGGCUUUUGAACUAUUUAAUUUCAAGACCGUUUGCGAAUCAAUGAUUGAAAAGAAUUAUGUCUUAAUACUGGCCGUGGCGCACUCCAUUUUCCAUCAUAUGGGUGGUUUUAAGUUAGCGUCAAUGACCAAGUACAUCGCUGAUAAGUUGAAGCCGUGUGUGCGCACCGAGCAACAGCUGGUUUUCCUGUGUCAUGUAUUUGGUCCAUUUUUACAGCGUAUCGAUUUAGAGAAGCCCAACACUGUGGCAGGCAUUGCAAUAAUGAUAUACGAAAUGCUCGAUGUGGUAGACAAAGCGCACGGGCCUGCCCCACUCGAGUACAUAGAUACUAUAUGCGAUUUUCUCUACCACAUCAAAUAUAUUCAUGUCGGUAAUGUCAUCAAAAACGAAUCAGAAGUGAUCAUCAAGCGUUUACGACCUGCUUUGCAAUUGCGACUACGUUUUAUAACGCGUUUGAAUAUCGAAGAUAUCAACACCGAGAAGAAUCUCAAUAUGCCUAUCGCGCAGCAGCAGCAGCAGCAACAACAACAACAGCAACAUCAAACAGCAACACAACAACAGCUAACUGCUGUCGCACAACAUCAAGCUCAACAGCUCCAACAACAGCAACAACAACAAAAAUCGAAUAUGGUCAGCGCUCAGAGUCAGCAGCAACAGCAACAAGUGCAAAUGCAGCCUAGUGGCAAUGCACAACAACCAACGCAACAGCAGCAGCAGCAGCAACAACAACAACAAUUGCAACAAAAUGUGCCAAUGGGUGGAGUAGGUGGCGGUGGUAAUAGUGGUAGCGCGCCAGGAAAUCAUGCGCAAAUGACUAAUUACAAUUUAAUGGCACAGCAGCAACAACAACAUCAGCAGCAGCAGCAGCAACAUAUGGCCGGAAACAUGGGACAACAUCAGCCACAACAAAUGCAAUAUUUUAUGCAAAAUAUGCCACCGCGUUAUUGAAUAUCGUUUGUGCGCAAAUACUUA